CCAAUUGCCUUCAAAACAUCUUGCAAUCUGGCAGCUUUUUAGCAGAGAACCAAAGAUAGAAAAAACAAAAAGGGCUAGGACAAAAAGUGUGAAAAUUUCGUGAAAAUUUUAUUUCCAGUGCUCUUAACAAACAUAUAUUGCAUUGUGUAAUUGGUAAUUGUUAUACUCAAUGAUCCUAAUGAUUACAAAAUGAAACUAACAAUUAAAUCUUGGACUGGAGUAGCUACAUGGCGAUGGAUCGCAAAUGAUGAAAACUGCGGCAUUUGUCGAAUGUCUUUCGAGAGUACCUGUCCGGAGUGUUCGCUACCUGGUGACGAUUGUCCUUUAGUGUGGGGUGUGUGUUCGCAUUGCUUUCAUAUGCAUUGUAUUGUCAAGUGGCUGAAUUUGCAAACAAUGAAUAAGCAGUGCCCUAUGUGCCGCCAAAGCUGGAAAUUCAAUAUCCAUUGAAUACAAGGGACACAUAGUGUGUUGCAAAAAUAAUAAUAAAGUCAAAAUAAGUACUACAUAAACUGCGAGUUUUGCGCGUGUUAUUAAAAAUCUACGAUACAGUUUUUUUUAGAUAUUAGCUUCGAAAAAAAAAAAUAUACAUUAAUGAGAUUAGCAAAGGAACGUUCCCGUGAACGUGAAAUGGAUAGCGAAUUGAAUAAAUUAUCAUUACCGGGUUUGCCGCCACUGCCAAAAAGUUUAAGCACAGCAGCUGCAGGUGUUUCAUCGGCAGCGUCGUCUGCAACGCAUUCGAACACUGCAUCGCCGUUAAACCAUCAUCACCAUCAUGCGUUACACGGUGUCGAGAGUGUGGAACUAUUUUUGGGUCCUUCCACUUCAGCGGCAGCCAAUACGCGUAAUCACUAUCGACACGGUAGCUUAUCGUCGACACAAGAAUCUUUAAGUGACCGUGAAAGUAUACACAGUCGUGCAUCUUCUUCACAUAGUAGCCACCACACGCCCACAAAUACACACACUGACAACGGCGGGACAUCCUUAUCAAUUGGUGGUCUUAGCGGCAGCGGUAGCAGCACAAGCACUACACUAGACACACAAUUAGCUAUAUUGCGACGCGAAAUGUAUGGCCUACGACAAUUAGAUCUUUCGUUACUCUCACAAUUAUGGGCGCUCAACGAAUCGAUUCAAGGUUUUCGUGUAUUCUUACAAGAACAGGAAGCGCUCUCACCGCCAUCUCCUUCCCCAACGCCAUCUGACACGAAUUCCCUUACAUCAGAGGCCGAAGAGGAAUCAUACUCAGCGCAACCACCACUAAAAUUACCACAUCCCAUCGCUGUACAAGCAGCCUUACCGCCUGGUGGUUCGACCACAUCACACGCAUCAACGAGUUCAGCGUCCGGCACAUCGGGCUCCUCAUCGGCUACCUCUUCGAUGGGCAAACAUGGUGGCAUGCCUUUGCCACCAGCACCACAAAAGACACAUCCACAGCUGCCGCGUAUAUUGCAGCAACGUAUGCGCCGUGCACCGCCGCCACCACCGCCAACAACAGCACGACCCAAAUUGACAACGGCAACCAAUGGUGCCACAACGACACCACUGCCACAAAGACCGGCAUGACAAAACCCAUUCUUGGAUUAAACAAAAAAACGAUGAAAAAAAUUGUUUAAUUCAAGAAUGUUGAGGCAACAAGAGUAGGAAAAUAUUUCGAAAUUUGAAGUAAAUGCUGAGAUGGAACUUGAAAAGACAAAUGUUGUCAAUUAUAUGUUGCGAUUGUGUUGGCGUGUUGUUCUUAGAACAGCUAUAACGUGAAUGCUGACGCGCAAUCAUGAAUAAAUAAUCAAAAAAUAUUCAGUGGAUUUUCGCAAAUGCCAUUUCGAGAACUUUUGUAGUGUAGUUUAAAGAAACUGCUUGAAUAACGGUUAAUAUUUUGCGGUUAUGUUUUACUUAGUGCGUUUCACAUGCACUCAUUUGUAUGUUCAUAUGUCAAAUGUCUAGUAUAUAAGAAAGGCGCAUGCUAAUCAAAAAACAAACAAAAUAUUAAUAAAAAAAAACAUUGUAUUUGCAAAAGUGUCGAAAUGUGUACGCAUUCCAAAAAUAUUGCUGUUGAAGGAUUAAACAUACAACAUAUUGAAUAUCAAAAACUUUAGAUAUACAAGAAUAAUUUGUUAAUCUGAUAUUAGUAUUAACAUAAUUGUUUAAAUGUAUACACCCGUGUACAUGCAUCCAAACAUAAACGUGAACAUACACAGACACUCACAUAUACACAUUUUCAUUUGUAACCUACACAUGCAUCCUAAUGUUCAUAUUGUACGACAUUGAGAAAAGAUUUUCGAAAAAAGUAGGCUCGGUACAGAAAGAAGGGCCUCUAACGGUCUACGACGUCAGGAGUACGAAAUUAUAAAUAUAUACAUAGUUGUUAGGAACUACAACAAAGAACAAACGAUCUUAGCUGAUUUUUAGCCCAAUACAUACCAAUAAACCGAAAGCGAAGUAGCAUUAGACGUUCAAUUCAUAUACGGAAAUUGCAAUCAAUUAUUAAUUACAUACAUAUAUACAUAUAAUGAACAAAUAAUAAGCAACAUAAAUACAUGCAUAAAUACAUUUAUAUGGCGAAUUACAUCGAUCUAAAUAUAAUUAAAUUAAUUUAUAAAACACAUAAUAAUUAAAAACUGCGAUUCGAAAAGUGUAAUUGUAUUGUAAGCCACAUUAUUAAACGUUGGCAAUUAAAUUAAAUAAUAAUAAUGAAAAUAAACGAAAAUAAAAAACUGACAUAAAGUUAAUAAAUAAUAAAAAAUAUAUAUAUCAAUUAUUAAAGUAAACUAAGCUAAGCCUAUGUAAACAUACUUGUUCUCGUUCAAUCGUUAUCUAUCAACAGAAAAAAUAAAAAAACAUAAAGCUCCUAUUGUAAAAUCGA
Molecule: messenger RNA, 2857 nt
Organism: Ceratitis capitata (Mediterranean fruit fly)
Lineage: Eukaryota; Metazoa; Arthropoda; Insecta; Diptera; Tephritidae
Product: anaphase-promoting complex subunit 11
Exons: 2
Coding region: 592-1560 (322 amino acids)
Biological process (GO): anaphase-promoting complex-dependent catabolic process; protein ubiquitination; positive regulation of mitotic metaphase/anaphase transition
Cellular component (GO): anaphase-promoting complex; nucleus
Molecular function (GO): ubiquitin protein ligase activity; cullin family protein binding; zinc ion binding
Source: RefSeq, a predicted model, not a curated record